Cryphonectria parasitica EP155 is the source of this 2133-nucleotide messenger RNA. RefSeq lists its product as uncharacterized. The record is from RefSeq and is a predicted model, not a curated record. Lineage: Eukaryota; Fungi; Ascomycota; Sordariomycetes; Diaporthales; Cryphonectriaceae. The coding region runs from base 1 to 2133 and encodes 710 amino acids. The transcript has 5 exons.
AUGCAGCUACGAUCGGGUUAUGUGGUGCCGUCCGACGGCCAGGACUGGCAGUAUAUUUCCGACGAGCAUGAGACCGAGGACGAAGACUACAAUGAGCAACCCGAGCAGAAGCGGACGAUGUCGACUCCCGCACCUACUUUCAACCCUCAAACUCACGAUGCAUACAACGAUAUCGAGAGGCCCUGGGUUCCAACCUCCUUGCCCUCAUGUGUGCCUCGCCCAGGCCCAGUUUCUGACCUGCAGCCCUUCCAGAGCUCUUUCCAGCAGCCGCUUAGUCACCGUCAGGAGCUCCUUCCUCCUACCACCGACACCUACCAAACCGAUAACUACAAGCAUACCCAGCAGGCUCCUGCGUUUUUCACGGGCUUCCCGACACAAGACAUCACGGCGAGCAACACCAUGGAUAACACCUUCCCGUAUGCCGUCUUGAUGCGUGCUGGUCUUCGCCUGCCCCAGACAUCUCCUGCCGUUGAAGCUUACCAGGGCUUUGGGUCCCAGAUACCUCCUGUGGCUCCUUCUCACCCCAAUCUCACCAUGGAGAGCCUGACUCUUCCACUGCACCAACAACCCGUUCCCAAUCCCGGUGGUCCUCACAACGCCAAUACCAUACCUCUGAAGUGCUGCCUUUGCCCGAGAAAGCCUACGUUCUCGGAUGUCUCCCAUCUUUUGACCCACAUCUCGUCCAAGAGUCACCUAGCCGCCAGAUUCAAGCUUGAAAUUUCGGACAAGGAGGACGACAAGCGGACAAUCCGCCUCUUCCAAGAGUGGGCUGACCAAUACGGAAUCACGCAGCUGUUAAAGAACCGCCAGGAUGCCAAGGAGCAGAAGAAGCAGGCACAGCUCAAAAGACAGCGGGCUAAUGGCACUGAGGCAAGUUCGAAGUUCAGAAGUCCACAGAAGAAGGCCAGGCGAACUCAAGCCGCUCCAGAGCCUGUCAAGAUGGAGGAGUUUGACAACCUAGCGCUCGAGUUCACCCAGAACCCCCUGAACCAGCUUGCCUGGCCUCCCCUCCACCCCUCUCAUGACAACACGUUCGACGAUGCAUACCACACUCCCAUGAGCAAGCAGGCUCAAAGAAACUACCAUCUACCUGAAUCUCCACAGGCUAUCGCGUACCUGAACGAUGUACUCGUUGCGGAUGGCGAGGGUGACGGUGAUGGUUCCUCCACGCCAAAGCUGAAGGGUGCGUUCUGGCCCGGCAUGCGCAUCUUUGAUGCUGCCACACCUGAGAUGAGGCGUAUGAGAAACCAGAAGAAGCACCACUCUGUGUUGGAGAACAUGGUGAUGACUUCAGAGUCUGUUGAACAAACCGAAUAUGUUUGGAAUGAGGAUCUGGGAGAAAUCGAGCGCACACGCAAUGUGUACGACAGCCCAUCUAUUGAUGGCAGUCCAUCCCGAGAUGAAGCGGAGGCCCAGGCCCCUCCCCCCAAGAAGCGUCGUGGCCGGGGCGCUGCUUCGGCGGCAUCCACCUCCCAACGUCAGACUCGAUCCACAGCCCGAGGCUCGAAGGCGAACAAGAAGGGUGCCACAAAGAAGACUGCCAAGGUAGAAGAGGAGAGUAACUCUGACGAUGAGACGAGCAGCUCUCGCGACAGCCGAGGCCUUGGAACGUUUGAUGACGGUGCAGAUGAUACUGCCUUGGGAUGUGGCGACAUUUUUGCAGGACGCCACCAGGACAUUCAGGAUCUCGGUGGAAAUCCUUUUGGUGGCCAGCAGGUGACCAUCCCUUACAGAAAUGCCAUGCAGGGUCUUCCUCCAAACCGCCCUAUGUCGUCUUUGUUUGGUCGCCAGGACACCCAGCCCCCAUUUGAGUUCUUCGACAAGGAGAAUGAUCGCAGCGCUUUUUCCAUGCAACAGACCUCGGAUCUGCCUACCUUCCUAAGCCAGCAGCGUCAGAACAUGCAAUCUGGAGGGCUCAAUCCGCUCUGUGCACAGCGUCAAGGCAACUUCCCCUUCCUUUACAGCGGGUUUGACGUCUCUCGGCCACCUAGCACAUCGUUCCAGGCCAUAAACAGCUUGGAUUACAGCGGCGCCCACCCAGGCAUGAACAACGACUUGAUCAAUGGCCUCGGUAACAAUUCCACAUACCAGCAGGGUCACACUUCGACCCAGCAUAACGAUUUUGGCGUCUGA